AUGGAAGAAGAAGUAUCAGAUGAAUCAAUAUCAUUAGAGGAGGAGGAGGAAGAGGAAGAAGAAGAACUAGAUGAGAGCAUAGAGAUUGAGGUAGUGCAACAUGGUAGAGUAUUAAUAGAACACUCUAACCAAUUGAUGAAUGAAAUCAAGGCGAUGGAGAGUGGAAAGGAACUAUUUCAAGAGGGUAAAACAUUGGUAGACACUAUCAUGAAAAAGGAGGAAGCCAAACAACUGAUGGAGAAGGGUAUGGAGUUGUUGGCAAAGGCAAAGCAGAAUAAAGAGGCACAAGCAAUCCUUGGAGAAUACAAAGAUGUCUUGAACUACUUUAAGAAUGAAGAAAAGGUUAAAGACAUGUUGCAACAAGGAAAGAACCUUUUAGAGAGCAUCAAGUCAAAGGAUGCAACCGUAACAAGAGAACAAAUUGAAUCACUUUUCAAGAAUGGCAGUUCACUCAUCAAAGAGUUUAAAGACAAGGAACAAAGCUCACUCUACAUUGAAAGAAUGAAAAAGAUGUUCUUUGACAUCAAAGAAGAAGAGAAAACUAGAAUCACCAUUCAAAAAGGUAUUGCUGAAGGAAAGAAAUGGGUUGAUUCUUUAAAAGAAAAAGAUCCAACUUUUAAAUCAAUUGUUGAUGAAGGAGAAGAAAUAUUUAAUCAAUUAAAGGGUAACAAAGAAGUUACAUCAUUGUUGGAUGAUGGAAAGAGUGUAUUGUUGGACUUUUUAUCCGAUGAUUCCAAACAUUUCUCAAGAGAUAGUCCGGAAAUCAAAGCUUUGAUAGAGAGAGGUGGCAAGUUGGCUACAAAUGUACAUGAACAAAUUAAAUCAAACAAACUAGUUGGUGAAAUCACCCAAAAAGAAGAUUUCAAAAACAUCUUGGAAAAGGGUGGAAAGUUUGUAAAGGAAGUUAAAUCAAAACAACAAUUAAUUGACUUUUUAAAACAAAACAAAGAUUUUAUUAAAGAAAUUAAAAAUACAAUUGUACCAUUUAUAACAGAUCAAUUAUUAAAGGUUCAAAUACCAACUGUAAAUGGAGUUGCAAAAGGAUUUAAAUAUAGUAUAGCUAAACUUGUUUUUGCAGGCUUGGGAAUCAAACCUGAAAAUGUAAAUGUGGACUUUGGAGAGAAUAACAAGAGCAUCACUGUAUCGGUCAAUGACUUUACUGCACAACUUAAAAACUUUGAAUGGUCGUUUAAUCAAGAAGGUUUCCCAUAUUUCAAGGAUGUUGGUACUGCCAAUGCUGACGCUAGUCGUGGACGUUGUUCUAUCACCUUUGAAAUUGAAACUAAACCUACUACAGAACCAAAUACUCCAACACAGGAGACUUCCAUCGGUGGUAUAGAUAGUCCAUCUACCUCUAGCUCAGAGGUCAUUAAAUCACCACCCAAUCAAUCCAAUAGUCUAUUAAACUCUACACCAGAGAUUAAAAUUACAGAGAUUGUAUUCAAUAUUGAACAGUUGGAAGUUAUCAUUCAAAAAGGAAAGGCAAAAUGGUUGUACAAUCUCAUUAUUAGCAAGUUUUCAGAGACAAUUACAACCACUGUCGAGACUAGAAUCAAGAAUACUAUCACUCAACAUCUAAAUACACUCACUACCAAAAUUAACGAAUUGGUUGGUGAGUAUUGGCUUAAACUUGUAUCUAAAUUUACUCCUUCAAACUCUCCUCAAACUGAUAAAAUUACAACCAUUGAAAAUACUCAAGAUGAACAAGAGCAAGAAAAAGAAGAGGUUGACAAAAAAGUAGAUAUUAAUAUGUUAUCAAUUACUGCUGAAUCUUCUUCUUAA
This is a messenger RNA of Cavenderia fasciculata, 1782 nucleotides long. RefSeq lists its product as uncharacterized. The transcript is spliced from 3 exons. The record is from RefSeq and is a predicted model, not a curated record. Bases 1 to 1782 code for a protein of 593 amino acids. Gene Ontology annotation, molecular function: lipid binding. Lineage: Eukaryota; Evosea; Eumycetozoa; Acytosteliales; Cavenderiaceae.